AUGCACUCGACGCUCAUCAACGGCACAUUCGCAAGUGUGCUGAACGUGCAAAGCCUCCGGUCGACGUCCGGCAUCAAAGGCGUCAUCGCGACCGUCAGGACAACCAAAGGGCUUACUGUGAACCUCCCGGGUAAAUAUCUACACGAAAUCCCACACGUCGGCUACCAAAGUGAAAAGCCCUCCCAUCCCAUACUCAAACAGUAGACGGCAAGUUGUGAUGCGGGAUUUUUUGUGUUUGUGAUUGUGUAAGUUAAUAAAUAUAAAUUCUGUCUACUGCAUGCCACCACACAGGGGAGGCAGAGCGUCGGAGGUCUUGGUAGCACCGAGCAGCCUCGCGAGUGAUGCGUUCAUCAACAACAUGGCAUGGAAGUACGUAGGACUGUCAUUGCCAUGCCCAGAAUGAUAUCCUGUGCAAAAGUAUCGCAUUCGUAUAGAUGCAAGUCUUGCAUUACAAAUCCUUUUCUUGCGCGUAAAUCCCCAUUACAAAUUCUAUUUCUCAUGCUGAGGGAACAAUGUGUAAUGCAUUUAUACGAGUGCGAUACUUCUGCAAUUCAUAAAUGACAUGCACAUGACCGAUGACCAGUAUAGUGGACGGAAAGUAGAACGCCGCAUCGCCUUCGCGCAAGACACAGCUGAUUUGUUGCCAAAAUAAAUUCGCAAACGCGUGUUGCGUUUCCUGUUUGAGUAUUACGGGCGAGGAUCUUUAUUCCUCGUGAUACAGGAGAGAUAUUUACUCCGCUACAAGCCUUCCCCUGCAGACCGAAACGCGACAAGACCAGACGACUGACGUGCUUCCCGGGGGCGGUAUUUCGCGCAAGAACCGUCAGGGAGAUGAAGAGUAAAAGAAUAUGGCGUUCUCAAGCGUCACGUUUUCAACUGGUACAUGAUACGCCAUGCAAACCGACCGUCAGAAUCGACACCGUCAAGAAGCUGCUUCGCAUGGCAAAUUCUCGGAGGGCCAAACGCGCCGAGACUCGUCUGCGCCGAACCUGUAAUGCAAGCGGCGCACUCUUCCCCCUUUCACUUUUGCCAGUCUUGCAUCACAAAUUCAUGCACCAGCUGAGAAUGUUGUAACUUUUGAGAAUGCCAUAAAGGGUCCGAAUUGGUUUCGCUACUUACAGCCCGGUGGUUUUCGGGGAGGCGGGCGGCGAUGAGUUAUACGAGCGGGACGGCAUGGGAGUGGAGCUUGAAACGACUCGAAAAGGCAUCGAAGCGGCGCAAAUCUACGUGUUUUCCGGGCAGUCUGCCAAGGCCAUUCGGGUCUUCUCACCGAGAUCCAUGAAGAACGGCGAGCCGAUACAGGAACCGUCCGGCACCAUGCUACUGCGGCCGCAAAAGGAAGAAAAUCCGAAGCGGCUUGCACUCACUCCACUUCCAGCAACAGCAGCGGCGGGCGCCGGGGGCGUCAUCGACGCGUAUUAUGUCGCACUUAACGCGUUCCUGACGGGAUCUUCGAACAGCGCGAGCCUGGCUCUGCGAGUUCGCGACGAGGCGCUUUUGUACGCCGACGCCUUACACCGGUACUCGUGGCCAGUCGCGCGCGACGAAGAUUUUAGGCGGAAAACGCUGGUCCUGCACCCUUUUCAGCGCACUGCAGUCCUGUUUCCCAUGUCACAGCAGAUGGCGCCCCUGUCUUUCGAGAUGGAUGCAAUCGCGAACAGUUUUGAUCUAUGAGAUGUCAUUCCUCCCUUGCCGACUUCCCCAUGUGAAAAAGCAUGAGCAGCAACGCAAGGAGCUGCAAAAAUGUGGCCGACAAAUCUGCACCCGUAUUCUAGUUGAAAGUGAAGUUGAUCUAGUUCCAGAAUUUGAAUUUGUCCUGUGGGGACGCUCCCGAAAAGCAGUAGCGUGGCUUUCGCUGGUCGUGACUUCUUUGUUUGCAUUGCAUUUGCGACGAGGAGAAACGAUGGGUAGGGGUGGCUGUGGAAUCUCAUAUGACGCGAGACAAAUGUUGAAAAUGGACCUCAGCGACGAUUCGGCCUUGAGUUACUCGCUGGCUGUAUUAAAUGCAAAGUUGUCGGGGUGUGGAAGAUUGUAUAGACUUGUCAUGCGCGGGGUUCAUUAGCGUGUUAAUAUGAUGCAGCGCCCCGCCUGAUAUCUCUAUCUCACCACGGCUUGUCAUCAUGUCGCGGCUUUAUUUUCUUUUUCAUGCACGUUCCGCGAGACGUAGCGCAAAGGCAAACUCGUCAUCCUUGGAGGUGCUUCCUGUUCCCCCUGUAGACAGGUUAAUAGUAUACUACAGCCUUCCAGUCCCAGACACAUCUGCAUUCGAUACGCAAGCAUGACCCGGGGGUCACCCGGGUACACAGAUGCGGGCCUGGACAUAGCGACCAUUAUAAACGCAACGACGCGAUUGGCUGAUGGCGUUCUCUCCACAUCUACGGGCGGGCUCAGCGGACGCGGAGGCACGCUCGCAGCGUUUCUGCAAAGCAUGCCGAGAAGCGGGCUGCAGGCUGGGUUUCCUGUGACCGCUACGAUGAUGCAUCACCUGGGAAGUACGUACGCGAAAAAUUUCGGCCAUGUCGUCGCCGAGUCCGGCACGCGCGUGGCAGCUGGCAGCUCGAGAAGUCCAUGGUCGUUCACGGAGCUUGUCGCUGUCCAAAAUGUGUCGGGUGGCUACGGGGCUUCUCGUGGUGAAAUCCCUGCAUCCUUUUUGGAAGUGCGGCGAUUUGGUCUAGCUGCUGACAUUGGCCUGGUCGUGGUUCUGACAGCACUGGCUCUUUUUUCUUUUUGCUGUGCUUGUGGCUCCUUGUUUCGUGCUUUUGACCACCAUGUUGAGCGUGUUCUGGACCGAAGAAGACGCGAAGAAAGAGUCAAUAAGUUCGUAGCGAGACAAGCCGCAUUGAAAGCCACGACGAAAGACCGGGACUGGCGAAACCAUGAAGGACCAUUAGCAGGACCGCAUGCCAUGAUAUUGGAGUUUCUGGAGGGUACUACUACUACCAGUACGACUACUCUAGGUGAGUCCGGUGUGACGAUUUAUGGAAGGAGCGUAUGAGAUUGCACCUUGUCUUUCAUUCUCAAAUCAAACUUGAGUAGCUUGAUUUCGUGCACGUGCACCGCUUAUGCAUGACAAAUUUGCGAAUUCUCCACUUUUUGUACGGUAUCUUACUACUUCUACUUUUAAAGAGCUAUAGACUCGCAGCAACUUGACCAAAAAGGAGAGACCAAAGGAUUGAGAAUCUAAAUCCCGAUAAGAUUCUGACCAAAACUUGGCCAAAAUCUAACGAAAGGGAGGCCAAGCCCAAAAGUGGCGACCUUUGCAAAGUUGCUCAAUCACGAAGCUACGGGUAUUUUACUUAUAUAAAUAUCCUAUAGCACUUCUGAUUUCUGAUGGAUUUUACCAGGAUCGAUAGACAUCCAGCAUCGUCACCAUGGGUUCUUGAUCUACUUACUUCCGUCACACGUUCUCGCAACGAAAAGUAAGCGAAAGGAGGUGGCAGCUGUACGAUCAAAGAAGAUCAUUUCCAUUUGGGCUUUUUUCUCAUGUUCUUUCAGUUUGUUCCGCCUUGUUCGUAGUUUCAGUUCGAGAAAAUAUAAUUUAUUGUUUUGCGACGUAUUCUUGAGUCUUCUGAUUGUGAAGAUUGGUUCGACUCGUCUUUAUUUAGAGCGGGG
This is a messenger RNA of Amoebophrya sp. A120, 3612 nucleotides long. NCBI's taxonomy places the organism in Eukaryota, Dinophyceae, Syndiniales, Amoebophryaceae. The record is from the annotation of a GenBank genome assembly.